AUGCCACCUCCUCUCCUCUUCCUCCUCUUCCUUACCCCUAUGGGAGUCAGGCCCGAGGAUCCACGCCUAGUGGAGGCUAAAGAGGGAGGCAAUGCUGUGCUGCCAUGCCUUGAAGGUUCCUCGGAUGGUCCCCCCGAACACCUGGCCUGGUUUCGGGGCUCCCAAUUAAAACCCUUCUUAGAGUUGAGCCUGGGGUUACCAGGCCUGGGCAUCCAUGUGGGGCCUCUGGGCACCCUGAAGGAGCCCCAGGGAGCCCUGCUGUUUCUCUUCAAUGUCUCCAAACAUAUGGGGGGCUUCUACCUGUGCCAGUCAGGCCCGCCUUCUGAGCAGGGCUGGCAGCCCGGCUGGACGGUCAGCGUAAAGGGCAGCGGGAAACUGUUCCGGUGGAAUGCUUCAGACCUCAAUGACCUAGGCUGUGACUCAGGGAACAGAACCUCAAUGGGCCCUAGGCUCUCUUCUGGUCACCUCACAAAGUCCCAGCUGCAUGUGUGGGGCUGGGACCACUUUAAGGAGAUCUUACACACAGAAGCGGCCUGUGCUCCAUCUAAUAGCACAUUGAACCAGAGCAACAACCGUGACCUCACUGUGGCCCCGGGCUCCACGCUCUUGCUGUCCUGUGGGGCCUCCCGUACCUCCCUCGUCAGAGGCUCUGUCUCCUGGAUCCACAAGUAUCCCAUGAAGCCUGAUGUCAAAUUGCUGAGCCUAAACGUGAGCGAACAUGCCCAGCACAGAGAGAUGUGGGUCAUGGGCACCCUUGGGGGAAAGGUGGUUCUGUUACUGCCCGAGGCUACAGCUCAAGAUGCUGACACCUAUCGUUGUAACCAUGGCAACAAGACCAUCCAGAUGCAGCUGAAGGUCACGGCCCAGUCAGUAUGGCAUUGGCUGCUGGAGACUGGUGUCUGGAAAGUCCCUGUUGUGACUUUAAUUUAUCUGAUCUUCUGCCUGACUUCCCUGGUGGGUUUUCUUUAUCUUCGAAGAGCCCUGAUCCUGAGGAGGAAAAGAAAGCGAAUGACAGAUCCCACUAGAAGGUUCUUCAAAGUGACACCUCCCCCGGGAAACGGAGCCAGCAGCCAGUACGGAAACAUGCUUUCCCUCUCCAUGCCCCACUCUGGCACGGGACGCGCCCUGCGGUGGGCUGCGGGCCUCGGAGCCGCCGCGCCGUCCUACGGAACCCCGCGCAGCGACGUCCAGGAGGCCAGAGCCGCGGGGUCCCGGAGCCCGCCAGGAACCGGCCCAGAAGAAGAGGAAGGGGAGGCCUACGAGGAACCGGACAGUGAAGAGGGCUCCGAGUUUUACGAGAACGACUCCAAACUUGGGCAGGACCAACUUUCCCAGGAUGGCAGCGGCUAUGAGAACCCUGAGGAAGGGAGCUUGGAUCCUCAGGAUGAAGACUCCUUUUCUAACGCUGAGUCUUAUGAGAAUGAAGAUGAAGAACUGGCCCCGACUGUCACCAGGACAACAGACUUCCUGAGCCCCCAUGGAUCAGCCUGGGACCCCAGCAGGGAGGCAACCUCCCUUGGGUCCCAAUCCUAUGAGGAUAUGAGAGGGAUCUUGUAUGCAGCUCCCCAGCUCCGUUUCGUUAGAGCCCAGCCUGGUGCCAAUCAUGAGGAAGAUGCAGACUCUUAUGAGAACAUGGAUAAUCCCGAUGGACCAGAACCGGCAUGGGGAGGAGGGGCUCGCAUGGGGUGGAGCACUAGGUGA
Molecule: messenger RNA, 1701 nt
Organism: Rangifer tarandus platyrhynchus (Svalbard reindeer)
Lineage: Eukaryota; Metazoa; Chordata; Mammalia; Artiodactyla; Cervidae
Source: the annotation of a GenBank genome assembly